UCCAUAUAAUAAAUAGUUAUCAUCAACUUCUAGAAAUUAGUGGUUAUAAGUUACGUAUGAUGAAGGAAAAUUGACCCAAUGAAAAUUACAACUUUGGUUUUUCUAUAUUAAUACCUGAUUUAAUAUUGUUUGUGGGAGGACAAAUUGUUUUCAAGUGAAGGCACGCCAACCAUGCUGAAAUGGAGAGUGGGUGGAAUGGUGCAUAAGUUACUACCUAGAAGCAACCAAAGUACCUAUGGCACUUUAAUGUUGGAACUCUCAUAGAUUGUACAAUUACAACCAACAUCUUCAAUUAAUUAUUGAGGACAACUUAUAACCAUCGCCAUUACAUUGAUAUUAGCUACAAUUAAAAAUAGAUUGAAAUAAAUUUUGUUACAAAACCUGAGAAUGAGAGUACUUCAUGCAUUCUUCUACAUUUAAGAGGUUUCAUUAAGUUGUUUUUCUUUCAUUAGAAGAAAAAAUCAAAGAAAUCUGUUCUUUGUUAAUAUAUUAUACAAAAGCACCGGUUACUGGAAUUUUUUUAAUUAGAAAAUUAAACAACUCUAUGCUUGGUAUUUUUUUUUUAAACCUACACUUUUAUGUUUAAUUUGUUAGAAUAUUAAGGGAAGAGAAAAUAAAGGGAAAGAGAUGAGGGUAGUGAAGCGCAAAAUAAUGAGAGCAUAUAACUAUCAUUUCUUCUUCUUUUUUUUUCCUUUUUUAAUACACCUAAGUAAUUAAAAAAUUGUGAAAGUUAUCUUUUACUUCAAUUUUUUAUGGAGGGGGUGGGGGCUAAUGUGAAACUUUUAUUUUCAUUUUGUGAUAAAACUUGACAUUGAUAAAAAACUUGACAUCGACAUGUAGGGCCAUGAAGUAAUUAUUUUGAUAUAUUUGUACCCUAUUCUCAUGAGAAAGCCAAUAGUUGAAUCUCCCAGCCACAUUUGAUGGAGAAAACGUAUAAUUUGAAGAAGAGGUUCUCUAAGCAAGCAGUGUAGAAGAUUGCACCAAUGAUAAAAAAUAUUAAAAGAUUUAUCAUGGAUGUUAAAUUUUAUAGAUAAGGUGUCCUCCCUCACUUAUUUGCCAAGUUCGAUUCACCUAUCCUUUAAAUUACUAUCCCAAAAUUAACAUCUGACCACACAAUGUGCAAUACAUAUUUAUUAUUGACUUUAAUAUUAUUUUCUCUCUAGUCCCCAACCUUUCCCAGAAAAAGAAAGAAAAUGGUGUCUACGUCCUAUUUGUCAACGUUUUAGGUUUUUCAAUCAACAUGCCAUGUGGCAAAAUCGCAUCCAUGUUUGCUCCGCGAGACUUGCAUUUAUUUUCAAAGGGGAAGAAUAAAACAAAAGACAAAAGGCAUGAGAAAUUCCACAUCUCAUGUGAUCCCAUCCUUUAUUCUCUUUGAUUAUUCCUAUCCAAUAGAUUUCAUUAUUUUAUUAUUGAAAAAAGAUUACCUAAGCAGACGGCAAAGAGGAAUGCACCAAUGACAUACCAUGGAAUGGUUUCAAACACAAAAAAACAACGAGGUCAUUUCAUGAAGGCAAGAGAGAUAGAAGACUGGCUGCUCAAAAUUUUUUUCCUUUUGUUGUUGUUUAAAGGUGUCAAUCAAUUGGUUCGAUUUGAUUUCAGUUAAGUUGAAUUGAUUUAUGCUUGUUAUUAAGCCAACCCAAAGCCAAACUUAAUGAGUUGAUAACCCUUGGAUCCGGUCUGGUUUAUGAGAACCUGAAACAAGUAAGGAUCCCAACCCAAAACAAACCAAUAAGGGUUUGGUCCAAUCUGAGCCAAUCAAUUUCGGUCGGUCCGGCCAGUUCAGACUGAACAUCGACACCAAUUUUUAUUUAUUUAUUUAUUUUUGGUGCAAACAUUGACACCAUUAUUGUUGCUCUCAACAAUAAAGUGGAAAGGUCAAAAAGAGAGAAUAAAAAAGGGUUUAGGAAGGUUUGACUUUUAAGGGGUUGGUAAUGGUAGGCAAAAAUGAUGGAAGUUGCCAUUGCCUCAGUUCCUCAUUACCGUUACAUAUAAACCCACCCUUAACAGUUAUGGAAAAAUAACAACAUUAGCAGAAUCAGAUUCUUUGAAACUGAAUUCAGAAUUUUAAGAAUUUCAGAUACAAGUUCGACAUGGAUCACACAGCGGAAGCUCAUCAAACGGAUUUGAUGACCAUCACUCGUUUUGUUCUUAACGAGCAGUCCAGGUAUCCAGAGUCUCGUGGUGAUUUAACCAUCUUGCUCAGCCACAUUGUUCUUGGUUGCAAGUACGUCUGCUCCGCCGUCAACAAGGCUGGUCUUGCAAAACUGAUCGGACUUGCCGGAGAAACCAACGUUCAGGGUGAAGAGCAAAAGAAAUUGGAUGUGCUCUCAAAUGAAGUUUUCAUCAAUGCUUUGAAAAGCAGUGGCCGAUCGUGCGUACUUGUUUCUGAAGAGAAUGAAGAGGCAAUAUUUGUGGAACGUUCAAAGCGUGGAAGGUAUAUCGUUGCUUUUGAUCCGCUGGAUGGAUCCUCCAACAUUGACUGUGGUGUUUCCAUUGGAACUAUAUUUGGGAUUUAUAUGCUCAAGGAUAAACAUGAACCAACUUUGAACGAUGUGUUGCAAUGUGGGACUAGUAUGUUAGCAGCCGGUUACUGCAUGUAUGGAAGCUCCUGCAUGCUUGUGUUGAGCACUGGAUGCGGCAUCAACGGGUUCACGCUUGAUCCAUCUCUUGGGGAGUUUAUAUUAACCCAUCCAGAGAUCAAGGUCCCAAAUAAAGGAAAGAUCUAUUCAGUAAAUGAAGGAAAUGCCAAGGACUGGGAUGCUCCAACUGCAAAAUAUGUGGAAAAUUGCAAGUUCCCUGAAGAUGGUUCAUUGCCAAAGUCCCUUAGAUAUGUCGGAAGCAUGGUAGCUGAUAUCCACCGCACAUUGCUGUAUGGAGGUAUCUUUUUAUACCCUGCUGAUAAGAAGAACCCAAGUGGAAAACUACGUGUUCUCUAUGAAGUCUUUCCAAUGUCAUUCUUGAUGGAACAAGCAGGUGGUCAAUCUUUUACCGGCAAGCAACGGGCACUUGACUUGGUCCCAAAGAAAAUCCAUGACAGAUCUGCUGUAUUCCUUGGGAGCUAUGAUGAUGUUGAGGAACUCAAAGCACUCUAUUUUGAAGAAGAGGAGAAAGCAUAAUGUGCAAAUUUCAUUCCUUCUUUGUAAUUUUUUUUGGGGGGCUGUGCUAGUGCUGCUACUGAAAUAAAUUUUAUUGUUGAGAGAGAAUUCAUGGUCCAAA
Molecule: messenger RNA, 3216 nt
Organism: Macadamia integrifolia
Lineage: Eukaryota; Viridiplantae; Streptophyta; Magnoliopsida; Proteales; Proteaceae
Product: fructose-1,6-bisphosphatase, cytosolic-like
Exons: 11
Coding region: 2091-3116 (341 amino acids)
Biological process (GO): fructose 6-phosphate metabolic process; fructose 1,6-bisphosphate metabolic process; fructose metabolic process
Cellular component (GO): cytoplasm; cytosol
Molecular function (GO): fructose 1,6-bisphosphate 1-phosphatase activity
Source: RefSeq, a predicted model, not a curated record